GCCAUCUGCAAUGUUAUCGAAAAUAGCAAUAUGUGUCCUUGUUGCCACCGUGACUUCACUGCCUCAAGAUUUAUUAUCGACAUCCUAUGGGACCCCUGCAGUUGAUACAUCUGGAAGUCUCAGGGAAGGAGCUGGAAGUGGAAUAAGAGUCGCUUCUGAUGAUUCUGUUAAUGAAAGCAGCAGGGAUUUUAGAAUUGAAGAAGAUGGCAGAGAUUUCGAACUUGGGGCUCCUACAGGAUUUGCAGACGAAGCAACUCGUGGAACUAGUAGAGGAGUCAUUGGAGGUUCGAAAUUUUCCUCUGGCGGCUUUGAUGCUGGCAGUAACCCUGCAGGAACUUCCUCUGGAUCGUUAGGACCUUUCAUUCCUAUCAUCAUCGACGAGCGCCAAGGUCCUGAUGAGUUCGGAAACUACAACUUCAACUUCGAAACUGGAAAUGGCAUUUUCCGUCAAGAACAAGGGGCCCCACAAGGAGAAUCUGGUGCUGUAGCACAGCAAGGUGCUUGGUCAUUCACCUUCCCUGAUGGUACUCCAGCCGAAUUCAAUUUCAUUGCUGAUGAAAAUGGUUUUCGCGUAGAAUCUGACCUGCUGCCUACACCACCGCCCCUCCCACCGCACGCCAUCGCCCAGAUCGAAAAGGCUCGCCAAGAAGAAGCCACUGGUCCUGCUUCUGGUGGGCAUGAAGGUUACAGUGAGCAGACAGGCUUAGGCUCUGGGCAGUUCUCUUCUACUGGUCAACCAGGCUUUGGCCCAGGACAGGUUUCAGGCAUUAGCCAAUCAGGCUCUAGUUCAGGAGAGCCCGCGGGAGCUGACCGAUCGGGAUCUGGCUCAGGGCUAUUCUCAGGAGCUGGACAAAUCCACUCAAUUUCAGGGCAGUUUUCAGGAGCUGGACAAUCCGAUUCUGGUUCAGGGAAGGGCUCAGGAAUUGACCAAUCAAGGUCUAGCACAGGGCAGUUCUUACAAACUGGGCAGUUUUCAGGACAUGGGCAGUCCGGUUCUGGUUCAGGGCAGUUUUCAGAAGCUGGGCAAUCAAGUCUUGCUUCAGGGCAAUUCUCAGGAACUAGCCAAUUAGGCUCUAGUUCAGGGCGGUUUUCAGAGGCUGGACAGCUUUCAGGAGCAGGACUAUCAGGAACUGAGAGAGGGCACUUCACAGGAGCUGGCCAAUCAGGCUCUAGUUCAGGACAGGUCUCAGAGUCUGGACAGCUUUCAGGAGCAGACCAUCAGGAACUGAGAGAGGGCACUUCUCUGGAGCUGGCCAAUCAGGCUCUAGUUCAGGGCGGUUCUCAGAGCUGGACGGUUUUCAGGAGCAGGGCAAUCAGGAACUGGUGUAGAGCAGUUUUCAGGAGCUGGGCAAUUAGGUUCUGGUUCAGGGCACUUCACAGGAGCUAGCCAAUCAGGUUCUAGGUCAGGACAGGUCUCAGAGGCUGGGCAGUUUUCAGGAACAGGACUAUCAGGAACUGAUA
Penaeus vannamei (Pacific white shrimp) is the source of this 1461-nucleotide messenger RNA. RefSeq names its product filaggrin-2. Gene Ontology annotation, biological process: establishment of skin barrier. Gene Ontology annotation, cellular component: cornified envelope; keratohyalin granule; nucleus. The record is from RefSeq and is a predicted model, not a curated record. Lineage: Eukaryota; Metazoa; Arthropoda; Malacostraca; Decapoda; Penaeidae.